Molecule: messenger RNA, 1074 nt
Organism: Colletotrichum costaricense
Lineage: Eukaryota; Fungi; Ascomycota; Sordariomycetes; Glomerellales; Glomerellaceae
Exons: 1
Coding region: 1-1074 (357 amino acids)
Source: RefSeq, a predicted model, not a curated record
AUGACAGAGGCCGGCAGCAUUAACACAAAAGAAAUCAUCAUCGUCAUCGUCAUUUGUGUGUUCAUCAGCAUUGCUUUCUACAACGUUCUCGAACUCACAGUUUCAAUCUUUACUUCUUUCAAGAGACGCUCCGGAUUGUAUUUUUGGAGUAUCUUAAUUGCAACAUGGGGCAUAGCUUUCAAUGGCACCGGCUAUCUACUAAGACACCUGUCCUUGACGACCAAGCCCAUCAUCUACGCUACCCUUAUUCUCAUCGGCUGGUGUUCAAUGAUCACGGGACAAUCAGUUGUAUUAUACUCACGACUGCACAUUGUUGUACAUGACCGGAAACGUCUGCGACUAGUGCUUUACAUGAUAAUUGCCGACGCAAUCUGGCUGCAUAUCCCGAUCAUCAUCCUGGUUUAUGGAGUAAACUCGGCGAAUCCGGAACCAUUCGAAACCCCUUAUCAGAUCUUUGAAAAGAUCCAGCUCACUGUCUUCUUCGUGCAAGAGAUCAUCAUUUCUGCACUAUACGUUUGGGAAACAACCAAACGCGUACGCCUAAUGAACAGCAUCGGUGAUGGUCGCGCCAAAAAGGUCAUGAGCCACCUGAUCUGGGUGAAUAUUCUGGUCAUUCUUCUCGACGUUACGAUCCUGGCCCUCGAGUUCACCAAUCUGUAUGAUAUCCAGACGGCUUGGAAGCCUCUAGCAUACAGCGUUAAACUGAAGCUAGAGUUCAGCAUUCUCAAUCUGCUGGUCGAAGUCACACGAGGGGCCUCGAACAAUAGCGCCUACGUGCGCAGUCAAGGGAAUGCACAAGGUCAUGAUGUCGCACUCGAGACAUUCAACGGCGAAAGGUCAAGACACUUCGCUAACACCGAAGAGCCCGAGUAUGAGGUUCGUAUUGGGAAAGGGGACACAAACUAUCCAGCGAACAACGAGUACCCGACAAGGACAACCGAGAUUACAAUACACACCCAAUCGAAGCAACAACAUAGUGGCCAAGAUAGCGACAAUAUCAGCGAAGGGCCAGACAAGGAAAGAGAAGGAGAUGUCUGUUCAACCUCUUCUAAAGUACAGUUCGCGAGAUAUUAG